This is a messenger RNA of Phymastichus coffea, 1605 nucleotides long. RefSeq lists its product as uncharacterized. NCBI's taxonomy places the organism in Eukaryota, Metazoa, Arthropoda, Insecta, Hymenoptera, Eulophidae. The transcript has 2 exons. Gene Ontology annotation, molecular function: nucleic acid binding; 3'-5' exonuclease activity. Bases 1 to 1605 code for a protein of 534 amino acids. The record is from RefSeq and is a predicted model, not a curated record.
AUGGGGAGAUUUGGAAGAAAAGUACUUAAUUAUAUAGUACUUCACAGAAAGUGUAGAAAGUGUGAUUUAGGUUACAGUAAAGAUAGUCAUGACUGUCGUUUGAAUUUUGUUGGCACUGCCAAGGCAAUGGAGUCUUUUGCAGCAGUAAAAUUGACCAAAGAAAAUAGUCUUUUAGCUAGUUGUAAUGUCGAAAUAGGAAUAAUCAUAUCAGAUAAUGAUAGUAGCUCGAUGGCAGCUAUGCGGAAUUCUUUGGAUUACGAAAUAGUGAAACAGGCAGACAAAAAUCACACUAGUAAAGAUGUAGUGAGUGGACUGUACAAAUUGCAAAAAAAUCAUAAAUUUAAAGAGCUCAAUACCGAUAGCAUUCAAUACCUCAAAAAAUGUUUUAAUUAUAGUAUAGCUCAAAAUAUUGGUCAUAGCGAGCGUAUGGCAGAUGCUAUCAACAAUAUUCCUUACCAUGCUUUCAGCAUGCACAGAAAUUGUGGCUCAUGGUGUCAGUAUAGCGCAAAUCCAACUACGUAUAGACAUAAAAUAAUCGGCCAAGGUUUCACUGAUCCACACUUAUUUGAUAAGCUUGUAGAGCUUUUCAGCAAUUUUGCAGAUAGAAGUCAACAGUACUCUGCUGGCGCUACCAGUAAUCCGAACGAAAGUAUGAACGCGUCAAUUGUCAGUAGAGCUCCCAAAAAUCGAGUUUAUGGUACAUCUACGUCUGCUGACGCAAGAGUAGCUUGCAUAGUACUGCAGAAAAAUGAAGGGGAAAAAUACAUAUGUGAUUUGAAUAAUAGAUUGAAUUGCUCUCCUGGUAAAUAUACCGAUAAAUAUGGAAACAAAUGUGAUAUAAUUAGUAAGACAAGACUGACCAAAUCUCAAACUGACCUCCGAAAAAAACAUGAACUUUGUGAGGGUCCUAGCUACGGCACCGACUGCGAACUUCUGCAGAAUCUCGACGCUUUUGUUCCUAUCGCUAGCUUGCCAUAUGAUACUGAUUCGAUAAUAGUAUACUUUGAUCUUGAAACAAACGGUUUCAGUAAAACUGCAGAUAUACUGCAAAUUGCUGCAAGAUACGGUGAUAUAGAAUUUGCAACAUACAUCCAGCCUACUCAAGUUUUAAAGGAAGAAGCAAGUGCUGUCCAUGGGUUACGAUUGCUGAACGGACGUUUACAAUUCAACGGCAAAAACGUAGAAACAGUUUCCCUAACUGAAGCAAUGAUUGGUUUUUACGAGUUUUUACAUCGCUUUAACAAAAAAUGUAUAUUGACAGCUCAUAACUGUACUUUUGACUAUACAAGACUAAUUAUGGCAAUAAUGAAAUGUUUCAUGAUGGAUAGGUUUCAAUCCGUAGUUGAAGGUUUUUGCGAUACUCUACCGUUAAUCAGCAAAUGUAACAAAGAAAAGGGCAAGGGUGCAAAUAAACUCACAAAUCUCGCAAAUAUUUGCAAACUAAAUAUUGAAAAUGCACAUAAUGCCGUCGCCGAUGUGCAAAUGCUACAGGAAAUUCUAUUGCAUUUUAAAGUGUCUGAAAAUGUUAUGAGAAAAACAAUCAUUACUUGGGGAAUGAUAAAAAAAAAGAAGCACAGAAAAAACAAGAUAAAGCUAAUAAAGUGA